Molecule: messenger RNA, 5389 nt
Organism: Tetranychus urticae (two-spotted spider mite)
Lineage: Eukaryota; Metazoa; Arthropoda; Arachnida; Trombidiformes; Tetranychidae
Source: RefSeq, a predicted model, not a curated record
CAAGUCAAAAUGAAAUUCAUUAUUACAUUUAAAUAUUUUUAACGAUUGAAAUGCAGAUAAAUAUUUGGACUACAAAUUGUCAGAUUGGUAAAAUAAUCUAAUUGUUUUCAUAUUUUUCAAUCAGUGGCACACCUAAAAUCGCCUAUUUAUGGUCAUUCCUAUUAAACCUUCAUUGACAGGUCAAUUGUUCUUUGUUGUUGAGGAUCAUUUAGGAAUUGUUUUGUUUCGUUGUUCAGUUAUAUCUUGAUUAACCGGAUACUUAUUUACAGACCUUUAAUAACUAGAUAGUUAAAAUAAUAAUUAUACAAAUUGUGGGAGUUAACUUGUAACAAUUUCCGUUGAGGGUUCAGUCUUUUGGAACAACAAUUUAUUUGUCAGAGUAACCACGUUUUAAAUCAUGUUGGUUUAGUUUGUUAAAUGUUAUUCAUUCUUAUUAUUGUUCUUACACUGACAAUUCAGUUCAUUUCAAAUGAAAGUAAAAUAAUGUAAAUUGAUCAACAGUGUUGCUCAAAAGUUUCAGUGUUCAAUUUUUGAAACCAACUGAUCCUAAUUUUGUAUUACAUAGUGAUUUAGUAAAGUGAAUCUUUUAAUUUGGUGAAUCUUCAAUGAUUGAUGGACAAUUCAACUAAAUGUUUUUGCCAUAAAAUAGAUUGUAUAAAGUGCUAAUUCAACUAUUAAUUUCAUCUAAAGCUCACUAAAUUGGUGGGUUUACUUUUUUUCGUAGUGCAUAUCACGAUGAAUUGCAAUGUCAACGUAAACUGUGUUAACCAACGGAUAUUUUAAAAAACAAAGUUGCUUGUCAAUGUCAAAUAAUUUGGGAGCCAAAAUCGUCCGAGCGGACCCAAUUAUAUUUCUCGUUACUUUAAUCAUACUUGCGGAACAAGCCAAUUCAACGAAUUACUAUGAUUUUCUUGAAAAUCCUAUUCAAGGAUGUGCUAUGCUUGGAUAUCCAAAGUCCACUUUAAAUGAAUGUGGCUACUGUGUCGGCAAUGAUACUGGACUUGAUGAGGAUUAUGGUAAAGAUUGUUUAGGUGUUUGCCAUGGUUCGGCAAUAUUUGACUGUAAAAAUGUUUGCAAUGGUACUGCUUACAGAGAUAAAUGCACAAACCAAUGUUUAGAUGAAGCUUCUGAGUUACCAGAAUCAACCAGAGACUGCAGAGGUGAAUGUAUCCAACCCAAUUUACCUCUAGAGCAAUUACCGUAUCGUUUAGAUGAAUGUGGCUAUUGUCGUCUUCAAUCAAGUGAACUUUCGCCUUACAUCGAUUGCUCGAAACAAUGCCAUCCUCCUGGUUUGUCGACAUCUCGAUCAGUUUGUGGUUUUUGCAUUAAUCCUUCUUCCAAUAUAACCGAAGAAGAUGUUAAAGAUGAAUGUGGCAACUGUCUUCAGGACGGAGCCUAUUGCUCUUGCAGCAGAGACCCAAAACUAUGUGGCUGCGAUAAUGCUGAUCAUUGUUACAAGAUCCGAUCUGUUGAGCCUAAAAUGAUUGAAAAAGGCACAGAGAGUCAGAUUUUACUUAUUGGUUAUUUUCAUCCAAUGUCUGAAGAUCUCGACUGUGUUUAUCGCCACGAAGCUAACGAUGAGGAAGCUUAUGCACCGAUAUUUUUCAUUCCAAAGAACAGAACUGCUGUUUAUUGUUCAAUCUAUCCAGUAAUUGAGGGAAGCUAUUCAAUAGGUUUAAGAUCAAGGAGUAAGAAUCAUAAUUUGCCAGAAACAAGUUCGAUUAAAAUAUUUGCAUUCGAUCUACUCAAAGCUCGAAUAACUGGAAUGCAACCAGCGGAGAUUACCACAACUGAGUUCACCGAAGAUCUAGAGUUGACAUUUGUUGGACCCAGUUUAUCCGCUAUACCCGAUUUGAGAUUAAUUUGUCUUGUUAGUAAAUCGGAAGGAGAGGCUGAAGAAGAGGAUUCAUCUGAAUUAUAUGAACCAACUUCAAUCUUAACCAUCACUGGAAAUAAGCCAUACACUUGCAUUUUACCCAAGAGUCAAUCAGCCUCCUCUACGUCCUUAUUAAUUACACCGACGAUUGACGGAGUCAACCCAUUAUCUUCCCCGUUUACAUUCACUUUGAUAUCACCAGCACCGACCAUUUCGCAUGCCAAUUGCUUCAUAUCAUCUGAUGGUCUUGCAAUGGUCGUUAUGUUUACUCGUCCAGUUGAUGUUUAUUCAUCUUUGGAGAUGUUAUCCGUUGGAUCAAAUUUAUGUGACCAUAUCUUGACCGAUGAAAGUUUAGAUAAACUAUCCAAGUAUAAACGAUUGAACUGUGUUUGGUCUAGCAAAGUACAACUAGUGAUUUACCUACAAAAACCAAUGGAAGAAAAUAUAUUUGAAUUGUCGUUAAGAAAAGGAAUCUUUAAGGAAGAUUCAUCGAACAUUGCAUUAGUUAAUGAUGAACCGAUUAAAAUUGUGAUGCGUAAAUUGACAACCGAAUGGUGGGUUUAUACACCUAGAUUAGUAAUCACUGGACCAUCAGAGGUCCCUCGGUGUGGACUCUUCUCUCUAUCUGGACAUUAUUCUUCCCCGAAAGGAACAACUGGAGUUGCAUUUAAAUGGACAGUUACUCGGGACAAUCUUCCUUCGACUUCAACUGAAGAGCCGAUCAAUGAAGAGUUGACUCAUAUAGUGAGCUCAACAACAUCACAGAAUCUUAUUCUAGACGCAAUUUUAUUCCAACCAGGAGUUAGUUAUCAAUUUACUCUCACUACCGAGUCUGAUUUAGGUUCAUUAAUAGCGACACACCGUUUGAUCAGAUUCAACUACGAUGCACCAAUAGUCAGCAUUUAUUCAAACAUUAUGUUACCAGCACAGCCUUAUACAAUUGAUACAACUGCUGUGUUUUGGGCAGAAACGUAUAUUCCUACUUGUAUUCAUCCAUUCCAAAGAGUGGGAAUAUUUUGGAAGGUUGCAGAUCCUCAUGUUAAGUUUAACUUUACUUUAGCUUAUCUAUCAGUUUAUAUACUCAGUCCAUUUUCACUUCCACCCGAUCGACCAGUAACAUUUUAUCUAAAUGCCUUUCUUGGUCAUCGUAUAAACGAAACGAGUGGAGCUGCAUUUUCUUUAAUCGGUUUACAGCCGCCACUUCAAGCUUUGAUUGCAAAUGGAUCACCAAUGAUUGCUCUAGGUCAUGAAUCAGGUCCAAUAAUGAUUUCUGGUUCAGCCUCAGGCGAUGGGACGAAGAAGCCUCUUUCAUUCCAUUGGAAUUGUUUAGAUAGCGAUACACAUGAACCAUGUUUCUUUAAUUUUGCUUCAUUAGAUGAUUCAGAUCUAGAGAUUGCAUCCAACCGAAACUAUGUGUUGAUCGACUCAACUAUGCAAAGACAACCCGAGCUUUUACUUGACUCAUCUAAUUUCAUGCCAAACAGAGAGCUCAUCUUAAGCCUUCAGGUUCACGACAGAAACGACACAAAUCGAGUCUCUAAUCCUGAAUUAACAUUGUUAAAGAUUACUUCAGGCGAUGCUCCUCAAGUUUUCAUGGGUUCAAUUUACAUUAGUCGCAAGUACAGAGCUAAUAUCCGUAGUCCACACAAUUUAGCAAUCAUGGUUCCAGCUCAUACACCAUUAUUAAUCAAGGGAACCGUUAAGUCAUCAGUACCACUGAGCUAUUUGGCCUGGGAAGCAAAUAAUUUUAUUCAUCCUUUGAAUUGGAAUACAAAAAGAGGUUCUUGGAGAAAUGGGGAAACCCACACUGAAUUGCAUAUUCAUUCAGAUCACAUUUAUCCAUAUGGAUUGCACGUUUUUAAGCUAAAAGCCUGUAACACAAAUGACCAAUGUUCUGAGGCUACAACACAAUUCACAGCUUCUCAGGGAGUAACUCAAUGCUCCAUAUCGAUUCCUGCUUAUCAUGAAUACGAAUUGGUCAAUGUUUCAGUCGAGAAAUGUAACAUUCCUCCAGGCUAUGGACCAUUAGUUUAUCAACUAUAUGCAAUUAACGAGAAAACUGAGGAAAUUUUUCCAAUCACAGUUCCACAGUUUUCAAAUGUUUUCCUGUUCCCCGGUUUACCGGCUAUUGAUCAAGAAAAGGCAGAGAACACAUUUGCCCUUAAAUUUUGUGAUACUUUUAAUUACUGUGAAAUGGUUUACGCUUCACCAACCACAGUCUAUCCGAAUGAGAAUAAAACCUCAUUAAUCGAUGAUUUGUUGAAACUUGCACGAAAAUACAACAUUGGAGGGGAUCCUUUCCAUGCCAUGCAAUCAUUAGGAAUAAUUUUGAAGGAAGCUUCCUUGGAUAAACCAUUACAAUACAAAACAAUGUCUGAAACGAUUGAUUAUAAUCUAGAGGUUCUCCAACGACCAUCGCAAUUACUAAACCGAGGCCAAUUGGCUUUAUCACUCGGUCUUCUGUCAGAAAUUGUUCGUAAAUCGGAUAAUAAUAGACUUCGAGAAAAGGCAAUGGACGCAAUCCGUAAAUUAGCGGAAAAGGGCUAUUCACUUGAAAUGAUUCCGGACUUGAUGACAAUUAGAUCGACAAUGUUUAACUUGAUGUUUCCUUACAGUCGAGGAGCUGGACUAAUUGCUAAAGCUGAUGAUUUACCAAAAACAUUGAAAUCGAGUCGAAAAGUAUUCAAUGUACUUCUGCAAAUGGCUGCUGCUCAGCUUUCACUUGGGAAAAGAGUUGAAUUUGGUAGUUAUAGUGAAGAUUUAUUUGAAGAUGAAAAACAAGAGAGUAUAUUUAAAACAAUUAUGAUUCAUGAUAAAACAAUUGAAGGAACUCAUUUGAAAAUUGGUGACACUGAAGUGACUAUUAAAAUUGGUAAAUCAGUUAAAAAAAGGUUUGCAGGAUCAUGGAAGUGUACACCUGAUAGCCUUUGCAAUUCUGUUGUUUAUUCUUAUACAGUUUUCCCCACUUCUGGGCCUUUCCCUGAAGUCUCUGAUGGCUACAGAAUUGCUCCGAUUCUAAUGUUUAAUAUAUUCACUCCGGGAACGGGAAAAUUGCAAACAAUUAAGACUGGUUUGAAUGCAGUUGAGGUGACAUUUACUUAUACAGGCAAUCGAUCGUAUGGACUUGAUUAUUCGACCAAAUGUAAAUCUUGGUCUGAUACAAAAGAUUCAUGGAAACCUGACGGAGUUCAUUUAUUACGGGCAUCUCAUGAAAGAAUCUCAUGUUGGUCUGGUUUCAUCGCCCCAUUCACUGUCUACAGAAUUCCUCAAAGAUGGAAUGUCGGAGCUGUUGCUUCAAUGGUGUUUGGUGGUUUGCUUUUUUUCAUCUUGGUUGGUUUCACUAUUAUCAUUUGUUCAUCUAAAAGUCCAACAGCACAACGGCUUAGCCAACCUCCCUUUGAUCGCAGAAUGCUUAGACCAAUGACGGAAUAAUUAAAUAAUUGUAAAUUAACAAUUCUCUGCCUUGCCAAAUUCAUUCAAUGAAACUUAUUGAUUUUCAUUAAAUAAAAUUGU